Messenger RNA from Rana temporaria (common frog), 3407 nucleotides. It is a transcript of the gene FOXN4, whose product is annotated as forkhead box N4. NCBI's taxonomy places the organism in Eukaryota, Metazoa, Chordata, Amphibia, Anura, Ranidae. Bases 809 to 2332 code for a protein of 507 amino acids. The record is from RefSeq and is a predicted model, not a curated record. Gene Ontology annotation, molecular function: DNA-binding transcription factor activity, RNA polymerase II-specific; transcription cis-regulatory region binding. Gene Ontology annotation, biological process: regulation of transcription by RNA polymerase II. The transcript is spliced from 10 exons.
UUCCCGGGCUAGAACGCGGGUUGAGCGGCGGGCAUGGACAGCGCGGGUCAGGCGGGCUCCCUGGCUGGCCAACGGCUGCUCACAGCUGCUGAGGAAUCAGUGAGGAGUGAGCAGGACUCGGGGCUCACACCAGCACGGAGCUCCUCACCGCCACCGCCGGCCUGUACACCACACCGGCCCGUACAUUACACCGGCCCGUCCGCUCAACUUUCAAACCUGCACCGGGCAACUACAGCUCAGCGAGGGGUGUUCUUCACCAGGGAAGCCAAUGUAUCCCCAGUGAGGGGCGCACAAGGGACAAGAAGACCGGCCUCUAUGACACCCCGGUGAUUCUUCUUCGCUCUGAGGCAGUGAGCAGCAGCAGGUGGCCUAAUUCUGACGCCCGCCCGUGUGAUUUUUAUUUUUCUACUUCACAAAGUGCCGUGUCUCAGCAAUUAGCCGUGUGAAUAAAGUACAGACAUUGAAAUACAAGCGUCUCCGUGUACUUGUACGACACGGCGUCCCCUGGGACCGAGCCCCUGACACUGGGACACUAAUGCAGCCCGGGAGCUCCGUGCUAGUAGGAACCGGCCACAGCAAGGAAGACAUGAAGACAGCGCUGCCCUGCUACUGACCCAAAGAGGGGGGAGAGCACUGCGCAUGCGCCGAGCUGGACAGCUCCUGAGAGGGAAAUUUAAAAACGGUUUGGGAGCAGAUAGACAUCUCAUUACAAAGAAGAGAGCAGUACCCAGGGAAGCUGAUCAGCAGCUGCACAUCCCCUGCCUCCUUCACCCAACGACACAGCAGCCUGCCUUACCAGUCUUAGGAAAUGAUAGACAGUGACAUCUCAGGAAUGAUGUCUGGAAUUAUCAGGACAACGGAACAUACCCACCCUACAAACCAGGAUUACAGACUUACAGCUUCAGAUGCUUCACAAAUGCGAAAUGAUGACCUUCCUAACGACUUACAGUCUUUGUCUUGGCUGACUUCUGUGGAUGUACCCAGGUUACAGCAGAUGACCGGUAACAGGAUGGAGUACAGUCUUCCUUCACAGAACUCGGUCAUACAACAACCAGGUCAGCUGGCCAGCACGGUGCCUGGACAAAUGAUUCAUAUACCUGUCAGCUUGCAGCAAAGCAUUCUUGGUCUUAAUACCAUGAGUUCACAUGGAUCCAGUAUGAACCAGUUCAGUUUGAGUGGACAUCUGUCUCCUGGUAUUCAAUCCCAGCAGUCUCUGUAUCAACCCCAUUCUCAACAAAUCUAUGCACUGUCUCAGGCUCCUCAGCAGUGUUCUCCUGGGACAAUGUUUAAUAGCUCCUACAGGCCACAGCCGUAUGCUCAGGCACGCCUGACAACUCAUGCUACACAGGAUCUGCACCCUAAAAACUACCCAAAGCCUAUCUAUUCAUACAGUUGCCUUAUUGCAAUGGCCUUAAAAAACAGCAAAACUGGCAGCCUGCCUGUGAGUGAAAUCUACAGUUUCAUGAAGGAACACUUUCCAUAUUUUAAGACAGCCCCAGAUGGCUGGAAAAACUCAGUUCGGCACAAUCUGUCCCUUAACAAAUGCUUUGAAAAGGUGGAGAACAAGCUGAGUGGAUCCUCCCGCAAGGGAUGCCUCUGGGCAUUAAAUCCAGCGAAAAUUGACAAAAUGGAAGAGGAGAUGCAGAAGUGGAAGAGGAAAGAUCUGCCAGCAAUUCGAAGGAGUAUGGCUAACCCAGAUGAACUGGAUAAACUGAUUAUGGACAGACCUGAAAACUGCAAAGCUCCAUCUAAGCUGACAGCCUCAGAAACGUCAACAAUGACAAAUGUUGGGAGCAUUCAUGGAAGAGUGCCUAUUACUCAGCUACAGCCACAGUCAGUCAUGACAUUAUCCUUACAGUCCAUACCUUUACAUCAUCAAAUUCAGACUCAGGCAAGAAUAGCAUCAAGUUCUCCUGCUCCAGCCCAAAGUCCUCCACUCCACAUGCUACCACAGAUGACACAGAGCCCACUGCACCAGCACAUAAUAGGCAGAGGUUCAUCUGACUUCCUCGGCUUUACCUCAGACGUGAACACAGAGGUGGACUCACUUGAUCCCAGCAUCAUGGAUUUUGCUUUACAAGGUAACAUAUGGGAAGACAUGAAGGAUGAAAGCUUUAAUCUGGACACACUAGCUGCAUUUAGCAACUCCCCAAUCCAGCUAUCAGACUGUGACUUGGGGACCAUUGGUCUGACACCAGUCUCUAGCAGCAGUGACCACUCCUUCACAGACUUUCAUCUCACCAGCCUGUACACCACAUAUGCAAAUAUGGACAAUGUGACACCUUCCCAGUGUGUGGCGGGACAGGGUAAUAAACCCAUUGCAUUGCUAUAGGUCUAUCCGUCUACUGCAGAUUCCACAGGCACCAGAAACAACGUCACGGAAGCAGAAUGUGAGGAACCAAUAUGUGCAUUCACUUCGCACGUUGCAAGCGCUGCCUUUAUUAUCUGGCCAUCAAUGUACAUUUUAUAUGUAUCUGUCUAUACCAUUAUUAAGCCAUUCAGAAUCAAAAUGGGCAAGCAAGUACAGGAUUUCUGAAGCAGUUUAUUUUCCUGGGAUGUGUGCUACAAUAGAACAUUUCUGGUGAUCUGUGAAAAUCCCAAUGACUCUGGAUAUCCAGUCUUCUGGUAUGAAAAUGCAAGCUGCACUGAACUCAGUAUGGUUAUUUGUUGCCAAUAGAAUAGAGAUCAAUGUGACUUCAAUAGCACUCAAAAUGAUAUGAUUUUUAAAAUGUAGUUUUCUGUCAAAGAGCCAAUAGAACACGUUGCAGAGCAGUUGUGAUUCUUGUCUGACAAUGUACAAUUUGAUACAUUGUAACUCCAUCUCACCCGAUACAAUAAUAAUAAUUACUGUGUAUUUGUCCACUUUUACUAUUUAGGGGUGUUUUGUCCAAGUAAGGUUGUCAUUUCUACUGGAAAGAACUUGAUUUGUUUCCACCAAGCAGAAAUUCCUAGGAAACGCAUGGAGCAAAUUAUGGGACAUGCACCACUGUAAUAAUGUAUUCUUAGUCCAUGUCUGUAGGAAGUGAAAAUCAGUUGCCAGAAUUGGAGAAGAAAAACUUUUAUUCCCAAAUUCAGGGGUAUGUAAUAGAAGUUUGUUUUGCUGUUUGUGCUCCCAUUGGGUAAAUUCACCCUCUCCAUUGGAUUAUCACCAGAACAACAAUCAAGGGAAAAACUUCCAAUAGGGGCAAUAGUUCUGGUCACCCUGGUGAUAACAAGGGAUUCCCUCAUUUGGAAGAAUUUCCUCUCAUUUCCUGUUUUGGCUAUGAUACAGAAAGAGAAAAUGUUCCCAGUGGGACACAGAUGCCAUAAAAACCGACAUGGUUUAUAACCCUUUUGCCUUUAGUUCUACUUUAAAAAGAAAAAAUGUAAGUGGUUGUAAACCUUUACAUACAGUGCCUUGAAAAAGU